AGAUGGCAGAUGAACAGCGAAAGCGACUGUCGUUCAGAAAUCCUUCACAUCAAUCACAGGAAGUAUGGAAACUUUAUGAUUGCAUCUUGAUUUCAAAACCACCUGGAUCUGUCAUAAAUGCCAAUUCGGUAGAGAUUCCUGAGCUCAAGUUAUUAUGGGAGUUGACUGGAGAUUCUUCAGAAGUUUUAAGCAGAUUGUGUUGUAAUUGCUUGGUACAGCUAGUUGUUGAUGACCAUGCUGAAUUUGAAUAUAUCAUAAGAGGACUAUUAAGUGUGGCUCCAUCUGCAAGAAAUCUGAGUGGUAUAUCAAAAGCCUUGAGUUGUUUGCUGACCUUUCAAGUUUAUAAGUGUACUACAGCUGGUAUGGAAUAUAUAUGCCCCUUUUCUUUAAGGGCCUCUCCCCACCCAUUCAUUACACUAGUGAUAAGUUGUCCUGAAAGUGCAACAAUCCUGAUCCAAGAAGUCAGUGUUUUACUUGUAAACAGUAUCAAAAGAUAUCUCAAUUGUGAUCCUCGAUUUAUUCUACGGAUGCUGGAAUCAUUUUUUAAGUUUGUUCUUUUGGAUCCAAAUGUCACAGUUAAUUGGUUUACUAGGCAGCAACUUUUAACAACCCUCUUGCAGACAGCCAGUGCUUUACUUCAAUGUACUGAAACUGAUCACAGCCAUGAAGAAGUUACUGAGAGAAAAGUUCUUGUUGGGGAUAUUAUUGAUUUAUUGACAUCUCUUGUUCCCUGCUAUCAGAUUGAUGACAAAUCUCUCAGUCAUACAACUUUUCUUGUGCACAGUCUGACAAACUGGUUACUUGAACAUAGAAAUUCUUUCCCUGGUGGUACUAGCCAUUUGGAGCUGAUGGUGAAUCAUUUGUUUUCUUUGUGUUGCGAGAGUCUGUCUUUUGGCUCUGACAUGACAUCAUCCAUCCUCUUAUUGCAAACAAUUCAACAUCAUUGUCCACAGGCCUUCUUGCAAUUAUACAUCUUACCAACCUUGAGCAAGCUUCUUCUGGAUUCACUGGGAGACUGUUACAUUCAUAUUCUUCAGCUCUGUUUGUCAACAGUGCAAACUCAAUUAAAACAUUUCAAGCCUGACUGCCUGUUUCUCCCCGUCAGUCAUUUAUUUCUUGUGCAACCAAUACUUCAAAUUAUAACAUCACCUCCCAGGCAGACAUUCAGCAUAAGGAUGCAGGGUGGCACUGUGCAUUCUUUACACUGUAAAGCUCUCAAGAUCUUAGGAUUUGUGGAAAACAAUGUUAUUCCCCUAAUUGAGGAAAACCAAACUAAGACUAUUGGGAAUACUCAUCAGCACUAUGCUUCAGCUCUGAGUUUGUGUAUCAGACAGAUGACAGCCUGUGCUGAAGAAAUGAUCAUCUUAAUUAGAAACACCAAAUCUACAAAGCACUGGCUGAGCAAUUUACAGAAGUCAGUAGCUUCACACCGUCGCCUGCUAAGUCAUGUUCCUUUGAUGUUGUCUGCAUUGUUGGUGACUUCACAAGGAUCUCUUGCUAUGGAAGUCUUAGAAGUUAUCCCAAUUUUAGCAAAGGCAGAUCCAUCACAGGCUGUUACUUUUCUGCCAUUAAUACUCUAUAAACUUAGUAAAGAAGUUGAUUCUGAAGUGAAACAGUAUGCUCUGUACACUAUACCACAACUUGCCACUCACAAGUUUUGUAUAGGUCCUGUGUUACGCACGAUUCAGACAAUAGGAAAGUGUCCUCUUCUUAAGCCUGUUUCUCUGAGACUGAUUUGCAAGUUGUGGCAGUCAAAUAACCGAGUGUUUCCGCACCUUCAGAAAGCACUGAGUUCAGUAGUUGACUCCAAUUUGGGAGCUGAAUUGGAUUUGGAGAUUAAGAUUGCUCAAGCAGCUUGUUUAUUAGACAUCUGCAAGCUUAGGCCCUCUCAGCACGGUGAAGAUCUACUUGGUUUGCUGUCCAAAUUGCUUGAUGAGAAUACAAAGCCAGGCGAGACUAAAAACACUCCCUCUGCAUUAGUGGUAUCAUUAGCACUGCAAGCCCUGGAACAGCUUUGUAAAGCUGAGGUUGUCGAUCUAUGCACUGCGUGGAAAGUCCUUUCCGUGAAGCUUGGCAUGGACAGACGGCCCCAAGUUCUGUGCAGUAUUUGUCAGUUGUUCAGAAUUGUAUCCGACCUGGUCUCUAACUCUUCAGUUUAUCUGGAUUUUAAGAAUGAAGUACUUACCUUUCUAUGGUCGUUAACGCAGCAUGAGGAGUCGCCUGUCGCUCAUGCUGCUUUCACGACUUUGUCAAUAUUUCAUCCAUCUGAUUUCAAGCUGAUUCAUCUUCCUCCAAAGAUCUACCUUCCACUGAAAGAAGAAUUGCUGGCGUCUAAGAAAAAACUUGAUGGCAACGUGGAUGAAGAGUAUGAUGAAGCCGCUGUACAACAAUCCAUUGAUAACUCAAUGCCCCCUGGGACUGCUUAUGUUGAGCUUCUGCAGAUGGUCAAACAAGAUGAACUCCAAGGCUACCAGAAGCUAUUGACCAACAUGAUCAAAGUGGAAGCUGAAUCUAUGCCACGGGGUUUGGGUCACACUUCAUCAUCACAUGAGAGGAAUUUGCGAUCCAUCCCAAAAUUUUUGACGUCACAAUAUGAGAAGUCGAAAUCACCUGGAUUGAACCAAGGACUUGCAGCUGGAAUGCUGUUUAGUUUCGAACCUCCUUUUGAACAACACGAAGGGAAACGGGCCAGAAAAUAUAUGGUUGAUUGUGCUCGUACAUACAGACAGAUGUUAGAUUCACUACUUCACGAAGUACCAGUGCAGCCGACUGAAUGGCACAGAACAUUACUGCUGCCUCAAGCGUGGUUUUCCUUCAUGAAUCGCGCUUACAAGGCUUGUGUAGAGGGUCGUAAAGCUGAGCUUGAGAUGCAACAUAGUCAUGGUCACAUUCAAGAUACCGAAGAACUAAAAACAAGACAGUCCAAUUGCUGGCUUUGGGUAAGAGAUCAGAUCACUGAACAACUCAGAACAGUAUCAAGAGGUAACCCGUCUGUGCAAGGUAAUUCAGUGCUUGCUUUAGUAGGGCUUGCGCGGGCUGUAUCGAUGAUUGUACGUCAGCAGACUUCUUCAGAGACCACAGAACAGUAUCAGUGGAACAACGAAUGGCUGAGCGUGGUGGCUGACACAGUAAUGGUGGUGUUGGAUGGUAAUUAUAAGCCAAAGGGUCCUACUCUGGUUUGGUGUCAGCAGGUGUCUUCACCCAGCUCCACUGCCAGUUCGUUGUUAGCUCGCUCAUGUGCUGCGUUAUCCUUGUCACUUUUGGUCCCUUGUCUUGUCGUUCUUGACACUGACAGAAUUCACGACAUCACUGUACUGCUGAAGCAAAGGAUUCCAGGACAAUCCAAAUCAGGUAGCUCAGCUUCGUUACAGAUGUCUUGUUCUGUAGGACUUGGAUUGUUGCUCAGCAAGCUCCAUGAAGAGCAUUUCAGUGACGCCUACGGUAAAGAGGGCUAUCCACUGAUGUCUACAGCUUUAGAUGUCUUGGAGGAGACUGCCUUUUCAUAUGACUUGGAUAACACGGAAGGCGCGUGUCUCGGUUUUGGACUCGUUGUGUCCUCUUUGUGUAAAGAGGGUCUUGCUGACUCCAGGGAUCACGUCACAGAUCUUUAUCACAAACUUGUUGACAGGCUAAAUGAGCAAUGCAAAGACCCUGGUCAAAAACUUCAGUGCCUGUCUUUUAGUGUGGCUUGUGUUUGUGUGUAUGCGUUCCACACCGGCCUGCUGUCUACCGAUCAAGCUUUGCAGUGCAUUGAUAACAUUCAAACGUUGUCAAGCAAACACCCAGAGUUUUGCGGUAUUUCUUUAUCUCUCGGGUUGCUUCUUCAUGGACUUGUAUCUUGUGGUCAUGGUGGAGCCAUUGAGUUGGCCAGACAAGCUGGCAAUGAUUGGCGAAGUGUUCUUGAAAAUAAGGAUGUUUUUGAGCGACGGCAACUGUCAGCUGUGAACGGAAUCGUAGCUCUACUUGGUUCUGAGCAGGGGUUGUUUACCAUGGAUUCUUCUACUUCUGACGUCGUGUUUUCUAAAAAUGGAGGAAGCGUCAUUAAAUAUCUCCAAAAGCUUGUCUCAUCGCCGGAAGAUUUGGGUCUCAGUUUUAAUACAGCCUGGCUUCUUGGUCAUCUGUACAACGCAGUUACUUCCAGUUCAAUCAGUAAUACAAGUGCUCCGUUAAAUUACAGUUACCUGUCAGAGGGGAGUAUUUUGCGACUGCUCUUUGAUUUUCUUGGCCAGGCUGGGAAGAUAGGUCCUCAUUUGAACUUCGGUGAAGGAAGAGUACCCGCAGUGUUAGAAUCACUGGUCAGCGUCUCCCAUGUGGCACUGCCACCAGUGAAUUGGUUGUCAGUACUAGGACCAAUCAUGACAGCCAAUUUUGGGGAGGAUACAAGAAAAUUGUGUAUCAGGCUUGCAGUCAAUCAAGCCCAGUCCUCCUCUACUCUGUCCUCGUUCUUGUCGUCUCUGCUGAGUAGUGUGUCGUUUAUGGGCCUGGGGGAUCUGUGCAAAAGAGAGCUGCUGAAGAAUUUGUCAAGACUGGUUUAUGUCAUUUCUUCCUCCAAGAUGAAAGAGUUCUAUGAGGAAGGGUUAACAGAGCUAUGGAGAAAAAGCACGGACUGUACCCUGAGAUCGACCAUUUUGGAAGCUUACCUUUCAGUCCUUUGUUUAAAAGAACCACCUGCGUCUGUCGUUGGAUGGACCAUAACGGCCCUUGAGCGCAUGUUUAAUGCCCUUGGUGCAGAGAAGAGUGAGAGUGAGUGUUUGAGGUUGUUUUCUCGCUGUUUUGCACUGAUCCCUAUUGAAAACGUGGAACGCAUUUUGCCGAACACACAAGUUACAAACACCAAAGAUUUCAUUCUGCGUUGUUACGCGGUUCAAGAUGGUAUAGCUCCGGUGAAGUGGCUUGCUCCAUGCAUUGACUUUAUUUUAAAUACUGAUCUCAUUGGAAAAAGGAACAAGGAAUUGUUUUGCAGUGUUGUCCCUCUUAUAAUUGAUUCUUGCACCAAAAUGAAGUAUGACGAGAGACAGCAUUGGUUUGUGGAACUGAUUGGUCAGUUUCAAAAUGCAGUUCAGCUUUCUUUGGAAACUUCGUCACAUCAGACCUUGAUGAAUUCUUUGACGUUAUUGUCACUUGUGUCUGCUGCUUGGUGUGACUUGCCUAUACUUCAAGGCCUCGAAUUACCCGUUUCGACUUGCCCACCCGUUGAUGUGGAAUGUUGUUACUCAAUUGAAAGGUUUCCAUGGCUACUUCCUCUAACAUUGUCGAAUUUGUUGGGGAAGGAGCCCUGGAGGCAAAUCGCGGAAAAGGUAAUAGACUGGCUGUUAUCCUUAAGAGGGGAUCCUAGGCUGAAAACCGCUAAUGUACACUACAUGCUUAUACAAGAUACACUUAUUUCGUUGCGGGAGACAGACGCAUAUAGAAAACCAGCCGUGUGGACUAAAUUAGUUGCUAAACUCCACCGUAAAUAAAUAAAGGAGGACUAGGCCAGGGAUAUCUUGGAGCUUUAUGGUCCAUUUGUUGAUACACAUUGAGAAGCUGCUUUAAUUUCAUCAGCAUUGAUUGAAUGCCACUGUCUUGAUCAUGGUUGCGAUCAAAGGCAGCAGCAAUAUGAGAAGUUGCACCCUGGGUUACGCAGUACUGCAAAAAAUAGCGAAGAAUGAAAUGCCAGUUAAAGUAUGACUUUAUGUCGUGAGCUUUACAGUGGUCGCUAGGGAAUAACUUACCAUUAGGGCACAGGUUUUGAGUGGUAGGCUUGGCCGUGCACUCGUUAUAUCACCGAGUUCAAUUGAAAACUGGACAAGUAGUCUUGUGUUAUUUGACUCCAAUCUAUUUAUAGCGAACCUCCGUAAUGUUCUUUAAUUUUCAAUUUUAUAACCAUCUCAGUGUAUUGCGAGAGGUUAGCUGAUAGUACUUCUUCUUCCGUUAAAAAUCUAAUUUUGUUAAAGCUGUUUAAUUCAGUUAUUGUAAGGGUAGAACAAACAAAUUUCAUGCCUGAUAUGACCUGACGACUUACUUCCUGUCGAUUGCCAUUGCGAUCAAUCCCAUGGACACGAUAUCCGUGGACGUGAUGGGGGGCAUGCUGACUAGACCUUGCAGGCUUCUCUUGCUUGUUAGCUUCAUGAGGUAGAAAGUGAUGAUGGUUAACGAUAUUGUCUGGAUGUAGCAGCCCAUUGAAGGCGGGAUUUUGGUGUGCAGCUCCCUCAUUUGAAGCAGCGGCUGAGUGUGGCGUAAACAAAGGUGAAUGGGUAGUAUGAGGAAGAUUUUCAGGUAAAUGUGUGUACCUAUGGUACCAAUUACUGUCUUCAUCAUGGUACUCAUGUCUGUCGUGGACUGGAAACAUUCUAUCCAAUCUGUGAUAGAGAUCACGUAGUUCUUCCUGUUUUGAUCUGUUGUAUAUUAUUGUGUCUUGUUCUCCAAAACUGCUUCUUCUGCUUCGACGAUCUGAACAACUGUUCCUACGGCUUCUUCCCUCUUCAAGGCUAUUCUUCCUACUUCUUGAUGCCAGGAAUCCACUUUGUUUUCCCCUAUCACGUUUGUGAUAAUUUGCAGCAGCUAUACCCAGAUCAGCGCCAAAGUCCCAUUUGUGGGCGCCUACACCUGGUGCAUGCGCUGUGUAAGCGUCAACACCUCUUGGUGAGUGGCUUUUUUUAUCGUCCUCGAUGCUGGAAGCUCUACUUCUUCCUUGGUUCUUUUGAUGGAUGUUGGUGUUUGUGAACCCUUGUGUCCACUCGUAGCGAGGUGGAUUUUCCUCAACCUCUAAGCUUCUCCUUCGCCCUCCUCCAAAACAGUGCGAAUCUUCGUGAUCCUUUCUGUGUUUCUGUAAAUCUUCUCUGCGGUUGUGAUGGUGGUGAGGAUGUUUAGAAGAAUCCUCAUGGCAUGUGCAGGUAUGUUUGUAUUCUCUCCCCUGAGCAUUUCGUGGCAAGUUGCAAAUAACACAGGACAUAAACGCCUGUGUCCUGUGAAUUUCUGAGCCACCAUCUCUUUUGGUCGGUUUUGGUACGGAAGGUAAGGCUAUUGUCGUAAGUUGUUUUGGAGUGUUGGUUGAACUUGCCAUCGGUGAAAGUGAUAUGAUAACAGAGGCAUCAGAAGGGCCUGCACACACUUUCACUGAAGUCUUCUUGUCACUGAUUUCUGAUUUGAUUUUUACCUGAAGUUUUCUGUCGUGAUAUUCAGUCGGUUUUCGUGAAUGCCGUUGCCCGUCACUUGCAUGUUGAUUUUCAUAAAAACUUGGGCACCUUUCGGGAUGAAAAGCAGAGCGCCCUUGGUUUUCGUGAUGUCCAAUAUCUUCAAAGUGAUCUUGCUUUGUAUGCUGCAAUCUUUUCAGUGUACUUAGUAACUCCCUCUCUUCUUUUCGGUAAACAUGUGAUUGGACAUCUUUACAGGCCUCAAGGGUUCGUAUCUCUUUAUCCAAGCUGAGCUUUCGGGCCUUGUUGGUAACGUGUAGGCCAUAGAAGUUUCCUUCCGAAAUGUGACGAAUUUGUUUGAGCAUUUUAAAUCGUUCAUCCCAUUUUUAGGUCUUUAUGAGAUGUGUCACUGAAGACUCCUUAUUAUGACGUCAAAGUGGAAAUCUAAUCGAAUUUGCGAGUGCUGUGAGUAACAGCGCGCGCACGAACUGAUGAAUAUGUGGUUUGAAGCGAAGAUUUCUCCUGUAAGUUACGUUUUUAUAGAAACCUUCAAAACUUAGUUUGCCUCUAUAUCAUGCAGCGUGUCGAGGGUAAUUUUUAUCUUUGACUUACUAGACUUUUUCUUAGUUUGACUUUGUUAACCCUUAAUUCACUAAGAUACCCCAGGAUACCUUUGUA
This is a messenger RNA of Pocillopora verrucosa, 7793 nucleotides long. Its product is annotated as focadhesin. The record is from RefSeq and is a predicted model, not a curated record. Gene Ontology annotation, biological process: regulation of post-transcriptional gene silencing. Lineage: Eukaryota; Metazoa; Cnidaria; Anthozoa; Scleractinia; Pocilloporidae.